CCUGGGCCUCCCGCCGCCGCAUUUCAUCGAAAGAAUUCAUAUUACUCCAGGCGACAUCCAAGAAGCGCCUCUUCGUGUGACGGGCCUGGACAGACCGCUGAGUCCUGAGUCCUAUUCUAUGAACUCAGACACUCAGGUAUCCUCCAUAGUAUGGGGUCCUACAUCUUCUGUUCAGAUAGCUGUUCCAGAUGAAGAUGCUUUUGGAGACCAUGGGGACUCUGCCAGUCUUGGUGCCAUCAACCCUGCCUGCAGUAACUCCUCAAUUCCUCAGUCCUCCAGGGGGCUCUCAGAGGAGCCCUUCACCACCUACCUGAAUGAGAAUCAUGCCGUUCCUGAGGAGUACUCUUGUUUUAGCUUUCGUAAACUCUGGGUCUUCACAGGACCAGGACUUCUUAUGAGCAUUGUGGAUCCAGGAAACAUUGACUGUGAUUUGCAGUCUGGAGCACUGGCUGGUUUUAAGCUGCUGUGGGUUCUGCUGUUGGCCACCAUCGUCGGGGUCCUGCUCCAAACGUUUGCAGCUAGGCUGGGAGUGGUCACCGGACUUCAUCUUGCUGACGUGUGUUACCGUCAGUAUCCGAGGGUUCCACGAAUCCUUCUGUGGCUGAUGGUGGAGUUAGCUAUCAUUGGUAUAGAUAUGCAAGACGUUAUUGGCUCAGCUAUUGCCAUCUAUCUCCUGUCUGCAGGAAGGAUUCCACUAUGGGGUGGAGUUCUUAUCACCGUUGCAGAUACAUUUGCAUUUCUCUUUUUGGACAACUAUGGUUUGCGAAAGCUAGAAGCAUUUUUUGGUUUUAUCAUCACUGUUAUGGCCCUCACAUUUGGCUAUGAGUGUGUUACAGUGAAACCCAGCCAGACCCAAAUCCUCAAAGGCAUGUUCCUGCCAUCCUGUUGAGACUGUCGUACCCCACAGAUCAUGCAGGCUGUGGCCAUUGUGGGCGCCAUUAUCACGCCACACAACAUAUACCUGCAUUCUGCCUUAGUCAAGUCCAGACACAUAGACCGAGCCAAAAGGCAGGAAGUUCGAGAAGCCAAUAAGUACUUCUUCAUUGACUGCUGCAUUGCUCUCUUUGUUUCCUUUAUCAUCAACACCUGUGUCAUCUCAGUGUUUGCUGAAGCAUUUUUUGAGAAAACCAACGAGCAGGUGGUUGCGGUCUGUAAAAACAGCAGCAGUCCCCAUACUCACCUUUUCCCAGAGGAUAACUCAACACUGGCUGUGGACAUCUACAAAGGGGGUGUUGUGCUGGGGUGUUACUUCGGGCCUGCCGCUCUCUACAUCUGGGCCGUGGGGAUCCUGGCUGCGGGGCAGAGCUCCACCAUGACAGGGACCUAUUCCGGCCAGUUUGUCAUGGAGGGAUUCCGGAACCUAAAAUGGUCACGCUUUGCCCGAGUGAUUCUGACCCGCUCUAUUGCCAUCAUCCCCACUCUGCUUGUGGCCGUCUUCCAAGAUGUGGAGCAUCUCACAGGACUGAAUGACAUCUUGAAUGUUCUUCAGAGCUUACUACUUCCCUUUGCCCUUAUACCCAUCCUAACAUAUAUGAGCUUGCGACCAGUCAUGAGCGAAUUUGCCAAUGGACUAGGCUUGCGGAUCGUGGGCGGUAUCGUGGUCCUUAUCAUCUGUUCCAUCAACAUGUACUUUGUCGUGGUUUAUGUCCAGGAUCUAGGGCAUAUGGUAUUGUAUGUGGUGGCUGCAGUGGUCAGCGUAGCUUAUCUGAGCUUUGUGUUUUACUUGGGUUGGCAGUGUUUCAUUGCACUGGGCAUGUCCUUCCUGGACUCUGGACACACACGGUAAGCAUCUCUGAAGUCCUGCUGACCGAAGAUGCUAUCCAUGGCUACACUGAGUAAACACUGUCUGCAGGUACCAUCAGAGCCAGUGUGUUUCUAUGGUUUACUGUGUGAACAUAGCCAGACAUGUGUGUUGUACAGACUGCAUUUAGGACUCAACUGUUUGUUGGAAAAGACUUUGUUUCACAUGUUUGAAAGAUGGCAUUAUUUUUCUUUCUGAACUCUAACCUGGGAACUGGAUUAGGUAGGAUCCUUGACAACUUGACAUCUACUUCUCUCAAACAACACUGAACUCUUUUGCUGCCCAAGGGCCAGCUUCUUUUAUCUGUUUGAGGCAUAAUCCUCUUUGUAAGAUUCUGAGAAAGACUGACUAUAUGUUAAAAAAACUUAUUUAGAUAAUUCAAUAAAUUUUUUAUAAUACAAAGUACAGAAUAUGUGUGCAAGUUUAGUUUAUCAAAUGACAGUGCAUUUAAAAGGCUGAGAAAUUUCCUUAUGCAUGCCCUUUGAAUAAUUGUUUUUUCUUUACAUCUGUUUAAUGUCUUAUCUCCUUUAGUACAAUCAAGGGAAAGCAGUUUGUGUUGUUCAUAGCUAUACUCCCAAAACCUAAAGUAGUGUCGUAGUUCAGUUCAGCUCAGUCACUCAGUCAUGUCCAACUCUUUGUGACCCCAUGGACUGCAGCAGGUUUCCUUGUCCAUCACCAACUCC
Messenger RNA from Cervus elaphus (red deer), 2484 nucleotides. RefSeq names its product natural resistance-associated macrophage protein 2-like. Gene Ontology annotation, cellular component: plasma membrane. Gene Ontology annotation, molecular function: iron ion transmembrane transporter activity; cadmium ion transmembrane transporter activity; manganese ion transmembrane transporter activity. The transcript has 16 exons. Lineage: Eukaryota; Metazoa; Chordata; Mammalia; Artiodactyla; Cervidae. The record is from RefSeq and is a predicted model, not a curated record. Gene Ontology annotation, biological process: metal ion transport.